AUUACACUAUUAGCAACUUAGCAAAAGGGUAUACGCUAGGAACAACUAGAGCUCUUCGGUGAUUCUGGUUGUGGGGAAUGCCGACGGGCAUUUCGCUCCUGACAUUUUUGACAGUGACCGUUUUUCUGCUUACGGCAUUUGAGAGCCAAGCGGUGUUUGACCGCGCAUCUCCCCCUUUCGCCCCGGAGCCCCCUUACACACCCGACAGUCCGACAACACCCUUUCUGAGUCCUGACCUACCGUUACCACCACCAUUGCAGCCGCUCUCACCUCUUCGCCCUCCGCCUUCACAACCACCACCCCCGCCCUUACAACCACCACCUCCGCCACCUCCAGACUCACCACCAUUACCACCACCGCCGCUUCCACCCUCACCACCACCCCCACCGCCACCAACAGUACCGCCGCCUCCGUCGUCUCCACCACCGCCAUCGUCCUUGGAGCAACAGCAACUGCAACAACCACCGCAAGGCCCCCAACCGCCGAUCCAACAACCCCAACUACCCCAACCACCCCAACCGGCCCCAGCACCCCCAGACGCACCCCCACCCACGUCAUCCCCCCCGCCCACCUCGUCCCAACAACCCGCCCCAGCACCCAUUGAUAACAACGUGCCGUCGGCGACGCCCGUCACCGCGGGCUCGCCCCCACUCCCCCCGCAGCCGUGGCCUCCCUUCCCUCCGCGACCACCCAGGCCGCCCCGGCCCCCUCGCCCGCCCAGGCCGCCGCCUGGACCCCCCAACCCGCCGUCACCUAGCCCACCGCCGCCGUCACCACCCUCCCAGCCGUCACCUCCGUCACCUCAGACCUCGCCGCCGAGGCCGCCGCCGUCGUCGCCAGUGCCCCCAACGCCACCUCCGCUCCCGCCGCCGUCACCUCCGCCGCCUCCGCCACCACUGGUACCGUCACCGCCGUCGCCGUCGCCUCCGCCACCCUCGCCACCUGCGCCCCCUACGCCACCUUCACCGCAGCCCUUUCCGCCACAGCCUCCGUCGCCUCCGUCGCCAAAACCCUCAAUACCACGGCCGCCGUCGCCACCGUCACCUCCACCAUCACCACCCUCGCCUCCGUCACCACCGCCGUCGCCGCCCUCGCCUCCGUCACCUCCGUUUCCGAAACCCUUCCCGCCCCGGCCGCCGUCGCCGCGGUUACCUCCACGGCCCCCAUCACCUCCGUCACCACGGCCAGCGCCGCUGUCGCCACCGCCGUCGCCGUCACCGGCAUUCCGGCCACCGCCAGUUGUGAACAACCCCACCGCCGAGCCUCCCCUUACUCCUCCUCUGCCACCAUCACCACCACCUCCACCACCAUCAGGCCUCCAACCACCACCGCUGCAACCCCAGCAACCAUCACCGCCCAGCCCCGCACACCCCACCGUCCAUCCCUCACCGCCAACGCCACCACCACCACCUCCCUCACCAGUUCUAGCCCCACCUCCUCCACCUCCUCCACCUCCACCUCCACCCUCACUGCCUCCUCAUGCGGAUGCCCUUUGGCAGCGCUAUCCUCCCUUCCCGCCCCCCCGACCCCCCGUCCUGCUAGCUAGCACCCAUAAGUCCGACGGAACAUUGAUAGGCCUGCUGGUUCCUUUGAGCCUGGGCCUCGCCACAGUCGCGUUUGUCGCGUGGCGGGCGGUAGUGCUGCGAAGGAGGGCGAAGAUGACGGGCGACACAGCAACCGGAGCUGCAGGUAGCAUCGGCGGCAGUAGCAGCAGCAGUGGCAGCAGGCUGAGGAGGCUGCUGGCAGUAGCAGCAGCAGCGGGAGCAGGAGGUGCAAGGCGCAGGUAUGAGGAGGUAGAUGAGGAAGAAGAGGACGUAGAGGUUGCCGCUGCUGCUGCUGCUGCUGGUGGUGGUGCUAGGAAGUACGGAGGCAGUGACCGGGGUGGUCAGACCGGCAGGGUGGGUCGUGUUGGGGCUAAGAGUGCCGUCGCUGUCUUGCCUGGCAUGCGCGGAAGCAGCGGCGCCGGUUACGGCGGUGGUGGUGUCGGCGAGGGUAGCAUUAGAAGCAAAAAGAAGAAGCGGCGGCAGCAGCAGUACAUGCGGCACGGCGAUGAUGAUUAUGAAAACAACGAGGACGAUGAGUAUGCAACAGCAGCCACCGGGCGCGCCAACACUCGGCAAAGUACGACAGCAACCGGAACAACGGUAACUGCCGCCGGUGGGCGAGGCAGCACCGUUAACGGCAGCAGCAGUCGUAGUUACCGCCCCGAUCAUCAAACGCUACUGCCCAUUACAGCAUCCAUUCUGGAUCGGAGUAGCCGUUCUGGAGUCACUGCGGCCGCUAGCAGCAGCGGGAGUGGCAGUGGCGACAGCAGCAGCAACUACGGCGGGAGACACAGCAGGGGCAGAAGCCGUAAGAGCCGUGGGGGAUAAAGGCGGGUGAGUUGCGCUGCCGGCGGUUGGUGUUGCAGCUGACAACGGUGUGUUAAGAAGACUGGCCGCGUGCGGUGUGUUAAGAAAACUGGCCGCGAGUAGGAACGUAUUGAAUGUGUGGGGAUGAAUUACUGAACGAAUGACCGCUGCCUUAAAGAGGCAAGGGAAUUACGGUUAGCAGGCUUAGCGCAGGGGUGACGAACCCGGCCAUAGGCAAGGGGCCAUAGGUUAUUGAUUUACUUAGCUCUAACAGUGCAGAGAAAGGGCAAGUGUAUAUUACGUUUCGUUGGUACACGUCCAAAACCUUCAUGGCAAGCAAACUAGCAGCCGCAGCGGCAACCGUUGUUUUCAUAAUGCUUCGGUGGUUACGUACGAGGGUGGUAAUUUAUAAAUAGCUGAUGGCUUCCAUGCAGCAGAGGCAUGCUGUAGCAGGAUGGGAGAUGCCGCUUUCAUGCGGGUGUUCGGCAGCAGGAUGGGAUAUGUGUGUAUUGAUACUGGCCACGAGUACGUACAUGUAUUGCAGGGUGUGCGACUUGGGUAACGAUGGUUGGGAGGCAUGUUGGGAGGCAUGUUGGGAGGCAUGUUGCCCAUGCAGGCCUUGGGGAGUGGCUUGACCCCGCUCCUCAGCUUUGUCGGGGGCCCUCGACUCGGACAGUACCUCUCGUAUAGGUAAGUUGUAUUAAGGAUAAUAACAUGGAAACGAUGUUCGGUGUUGUCGAGCUAGCGACGAGGAAGCGAGAUACAGCGUUUCCCUCUGGCUUCGGAGCUAAGCGGGUACCCGCUUUGUCAGCCUGCAGUCAUCCGCCUGUUUUAUGCAAAUCGGGACAAGCUGUCCGUGUUGCUGUUAUUAACCCUUGCAAACAGAACCAUUGUUUGCAAAGGUGUCGCAUGCGUAAUUGACUCGGAACACAAAGCCGACGAGCAGGUUGUAAUUCUUGAUAAAAGUAAGACAACUAAACAAGGGUACCGUCUAUACUGCCUCCAUGCUGUCGUCUUUCGUUGCGGCGCGCCAAGCCGCGCUCGGGAGCGCUGUUUCGAGCUUGGCUUCUAGCGCAGCAUGGCGCAACCAGGCGUCUGGAAUCGGUCUAGAAGUGGCAUCUUGCGUCCGCGGGGAUGCGCUGUUUGGACAGGCUUCAUCCCAACAAUCACCGCCACCUUCGGCUGCAGCAAACGGUGCUCAGCACGCCGGGCUUGUGGUUGCAGCUGAAGUGGAUGCCUGCACCAGCUGUAACGGGACCGAACCCUGCCUGGGCAGUGCUUCAGCAGCCGGUUCUACCCCUGCUACGCUAAUGAGGCCGCAGCCUUGGGACCGCCUUAUGCCGUCGGCUACAACUACAUCAGCCGCCGGCGGCUUCCGCUGCCUCCACUCCUCAGCCGCAGCCAGCGGCGCCGCCGCUACCGCAGCCUCGGCGGCUCGUUCAGCCGCAGCGGCCGCGCAGGGGGCAGCAGCAGCUGCUGCAGGCGGGGGCAGGGGCCGAGCUGGUCGGCAGCAGCCGCUGUCUCCGCACGCCAGCGAAUUCCAGCGGCGGUUCUUUCAGCUGAUCAACAGCGGUGCCGAUGCUGCUACCGCUACCGGCGCCUCCGCCGCUGACACGUACACGACAAGCUCCCAGGCCGUACGGAUGCUGCUAGCGUGGCUUGAGGAGGGCCGUACGGCAUUUGCGGAGGAGCAGCAACAACAGCUGGCAGCUGCAAUCGAGGGCGGCACUGCUGCUGCUGCUGCUGCUGCUGCGGGUGCAAACGGUGUGGCAGCUCCGUACCGGCUGGAGCAGCAAGUCAUUGACCGGGCGAUGGAGGUGCUCUGGCGCCUCUACUACCGGGAGGACUUGCUGGUGAAGCGCGGCGGCGGCCAUGAGGGUGGCAGCAGCGGCGUGGAGGGACCCAUGGGUCUGCGGGAGCUCAUGACGGCGGCGGAGGGACUAGCGGCGGCGGCACCCGCCAUGGGCCUUACGUUCAAGCGGCAGCACUAUGACCUGUUGCUGGAGUUGUACAACAAGCAGUCGUAUGUGGAUCCUGGUCUGGGUCGCGGCCUGGCGCAGCGGCUGCUUGCUGUACGGCAGCAAAUGGUGCAGCAGAUGCUGCCGGUGUCCCAGGUGUCCCUCAACCACAUCCUCUUUGCCGUACGACGCGAUCCCGAGAUGACGUCAGCAGCCAAGAUCUCAACCGCACUCAAGCUCAUUGAGCGGGACCUGCCGGUGGUGGCAGCUGGUGGCGGCUCCAGCCCCGCCCCCUCGGACACGCUGCUGCGGAUGCUGCAGACGUCGCUGCAUGCACUCAUGAGGGACGCAGCCAAGGAGGGCGACUGGCCCGCCUACCACAAGUUCGAGGCCGUACUGAUCUCCCGCACACGUCAGCUGCCGCCGUACGACGUGCUGCUGGAGGCACUCACCCGGGCUGCGGCGGGGGGGAAGCGGGGGCUGGCGGCGGGGCUGAUGGCGCAGAUGGAGCAAACGGACGCUUUCCGACAACAGCAGCUUCAGCAGCAGUUGCUGCAGCUGGCACCACCAGCCACCAUAACCGCCGCUGCUUCUGCCGAAAAGCCAUCGCCAGAGCGGCGGGAGUUGGAACAGACCCGUAAGCAGGUGGCGUGGUUGAGGGAUGAGGUACGGAUGCAGGGGCGUCAGGAGGCGGAUUCGCUCAAGAUCCUCAUGCGGUUGGCGGUUGCAGAAAAGGACGAGCAACUGGCAAACAAGGUGUACGACCGCAUUCGUGACGUACUCUGGCGCCAUCUGGAUGCCACCGCCCGCUUCAUCGCGUUCAGCGACGCCAUGAGUUUAGGCUCCUCACCUUCCGCCGCCUCCUCUUCCUCCGCCACCCCCGCCACCGCCUCUUCCAGCUCUGCCGAGGGCGCCGCUGACCCCGCCCUCGGCGAAUCCGCAGCUUCGUCCUCCUCCUCAUCCGCAGCGGCCGCGACGGCUUCCGGAGAGGAGGAGGCGGAGGCGGAGGAGGGCGGUGCUCCGAUUGGGGCGGUGGACCCCUCGCUGGGUCUGGCGGCGGUGGCGGCGGCUCGUCCGGCCCCCGCCGAUGCGACCCUGGCGCUGCUGCCGCUGUCGCUGGCUCGCCGCGACUGGCGGCGGGUGGUGGAGCUGGUGGUGGGGCUCGCGGAGCUGCAGGCCCUCUACCGGCGCCAGGCCAGCCCCAGCGACCUCACCUGGCUGGUGGGGGGCGACUCCAGCGCCAUGGAGCGGAGCAGCUCGGCGUACGGGGGGCUGGGCCCGCUGUCUGAGGUGCUGAUGGGCAGCGAUGCGGACACGGUGGGCUAUUACUCGGAGCUGCUGCGCUGCAUUGCCGCCGCCGCCGCCCCCGGCACCGCCGCCGCCCCCUUUGGCGGCUCCGCACUGCCCUUCGGCCCCGCGCUGAGGGCGGCAGCGGCCCGCCGGGAUCUGUCCUCGGUGGCGGAGAUCGUACGACAGAUGCGCGGACUGGGCUGCAGACCGGAUGCGGACUCGUACGCGGCGGUGAUUGACGCGAGUUUGAGGGCGGGGAAGCCGGAGCGUGUUGCGGGCCUGCUGGAGCUGAUGGCGGAGGAGCGGAUGUACCCCAAUGCGGCAGUGUGGGAGGUGCAGCUGGCGGCGGCUGCCGAAGCGGGCGACAGCGCCGGCCUCACCUCGGUGGCCCAGGCGGCACUGGCGGAGGCGGACAAGGGGCGGGUCAGCAAGCGGGGGGUGGCGGCAAUCAGGGCAGAGGUCCUCGCCGCCGCCAGCGCUGCUGCCGAGUCGCGGGGUGACUCCCGCGCCGCCGCCGCGCUCUCCCUCCUCCGCAGCCGGAGCCGGGAGCUGGCGGAUGUGGAGGCGCGGGAGCAGCAGCAGCGGCAGCAGCGGAGGUACAUGCAGCAGCAGCAGCGGCAGGGAGG
Astrephomene gubernaculifera is the source of this 6225-nucleotide messenger RNA. The record is from the annotation of a GenBank genome assembly. NCBI's taxonomy places the organism in Eukaryota, Viridiplantae, Chlorophyta, Chlorophyceae, Chlamydomonadales, Astrephomenaceae.